AGACUCGUCCCGGCGCCCGGCGCUUCGAUUUGAUUUCGUCCCGUACGGUCGCUUACCGUCCCGACGGCCUUCAGAUUGCAAUUGUAGAUGCGCGAGGAGGAGGAGGAGGAGGAGGCAGAGGAGGCAAGGCAAUGGGGACAGUGCUGCAGCAUUCCAUCGCUGGUCCUGCAGGCUUCGUGUCCCGGCGUUGGCUCUCGGGAUCGCGCCUCGGUUCUCAGAGCUUCAUCCUCGCAGCCCACGCCCAACCCAACCAACAGUCUUCGGAUGGAGCCUGCAGCACUUCGCUUCCGCUUCUGAGCAUUCCGCCAGGGCUGAGACGAAAUCGAGAAGCAAUUCAUCUGAGUACGGUUCAUGCCGAAACAGCUUCUUGUGCAUCGGCACGUAAUGCUAGAGGACGAAGGCAGAGGUCUCUUGUGCCUGUCGCGUCUCUGAGAGAUGAAGCUGAAACCUCUGGCAUUUCACAUGUUGAAACGGCAACCUUUGUGGGGAGGGAGGAAGGGAAUGUAGACCUUAGAACGAACUUGGUCUUGGGACCGAAAUCAACUUUUGCAGUUGGAGCAGGUCGAAGCAAGGCCAAGAAAGGUGCAGGUUCAGGUGGAAGGAUUGAACGACGGCCUCCUCCCCCUCAAAAGGUUCCAAGGAAGAAGUCGGGUUCUCUGGAUCCAGAUGAUACGGCAAGCAGCAAGAAGAAAGACACCGUCAAGGGAGGUGGAUCAGUGGAGUCUAAGCAGUCCGAUGCUAAAGCUGGAAAAGCAAGCCCGAUAGAGUACGAUGAUGACAUGUCGUGGCUUCUGGACGACAUGCCCAAAUCUGCAGGUGACAAGAAGAACACCAAACUCGUUGGAGGGUGGGGACGAGACAAGUCCAUGCAGAGAGAGGUUCCUGCGGGAAGUGAUCAAAGAAUCCGAGGAGCAAGAGGUGGCAAAAGCAGGACUUCCAGUACAGGCAAAAAGAAGACACCAGCUCAAGGAACAAUUCCAGAAGACGAUCCUUCCGUCAGAUAUCCUGAUGAGCAUUACAUUGACGGACCUUAUGGUCCUUACGCGUGGAGAGGAGUGACCAUUGGCAAACCGAUUGAAGGAAACCUGACAACCACUCAAGUUGUCUUCUUCUCUAACGUUGCUGACGAUGAAGAGGACCAGGAUCGAGAGCGGUACAAUUGUACUGUGGACUACACGGACCAGGUGGACAGAUUAAAUGAGGACAUAGGAGUCCUGUAUUACUAUGUAUUUGCCAGGAGCAAGUAUGGGCCCAGACAGGAACCUUGGAGAGAUUGGACGCUGGCAGCGCAGGUAGCAGUUGAGUCGGGGGAGGAGCUUGAACAGCGAGAACUUUUCAGCAGGCUUGACAGCAGCAGUCAAGAAACCUUACUCAAGUGCGUGGCAUGGGUCCGUCCGGAUCUCAUAUACGUCAGGAAGCCUAGGCUGCAGUUGAGGUUGGAACCACAAGAGAAAUUCAUGACAGAGCUGCUGGAUAUGUUGAAUAAGCAAGAUACACACGACUCUUAUUAUGGCACAUUGUGUCGGACAUUGAAGAUAGAUUCUACUAGUAGUUCCGAAACUGUGAAGCUCGCUUACGAAGCCUUAAACGAGGAGGGUAAACUUAGAUGUUUGGAACACUUGCUUACCCAGCACCCGGUGAAACUUUUGGCCAGCGCCCGGUAUGAUAGAAUAGUUAAUGCAAACGGAGAGGAUGCGACUGAGGAGACAGACGGUGUUGAACUGUCCAUGGACAUGUCUGCUCCAGUUGAAGAUGGCGGAGAGGAAAUGUCGCAGAGAAGCGCUGAGAACUUGAAUGGCCAACAGGACGCCGAAGGAGGGUUAACUGAUGAAGGGAAGGGACUGAGUGGUGAAGAGGCCCAGGAGCCGAGCGAGACUUUAGCAAUUCAAAAGUACAAUCCUGAUAAGAGUAAGUUCGAGCCUGUGCCAGGCGAACCAGUACGAAGUGCAGUCAGACCAUUUAAUUAUUCUGAUUUUGUAGAAGAGAUUGCCACUAUACACAACAUUCUCCAUGGUCAAGAUACGAGUACAGAAUGGAUUCGUGAGGCAGUAAAUAGUACUUGACUAAGGAGGUUGAUAAGAGUAGUGUCUUGCCAGACCUCUUGUUAGCCAGACUAAGGUGAUAACAAGACGAAAGAGAGAAUUUUGCAAUGGAAGCCUGGAAGGUAGUGCUGAGUCUGAGAUUAACUGUAUCCGGAGUAACAUACCGUGCGUUGGACGAUAAAUCUUGGCAAGUCUGUUAGCUAUCAAGAUUCGGAUGGAUUAAACGACAUACUUACGGCGUCAUCGAUUCUCCUCUCCAUUCGAUUUGCUAUCUGUACCCCACGUGGAUACUGGGCAAAGUCACGUCAUUCAGAAGAACUAGGUCUUAUGGGUCAACAAUCACAUAUCAGUUCCUCUUACGUUUUCGUGAUGCCGAAUAUAAUUGACUGGACUGGUAGUGACGAUGUGUCACGGCCUUCAUGUAGCAAGUCUUAAAUGCAAGUACCUCGCUCACUCUCUUUUCGAAGUCCCUUUACAAUAAUACUGAUUGUGUCUCAACAAAGAUAUCAAUCAAACGCCCGUGUGUCUACACGGCACGGGCUUUUGAUUCACAUCCAAGUUUAUUAUUAUAUUAAUAUACAUGUCCUGCUGGUUGAUACAGAACUUAUCAGCAAGCUCCAAAUCAUCUUUAUUCAACAUCUUUUUCAAGUCUUUACGGAUUAGAUUGUCGUGUGCUUGUGAUAUAUAUCCUGUGUGUUCUGGU
Molecule: messenger RNA, 2745 nt
Organism: Marchantia polymorpha subsp. ruderalis
Lineage: Eukaryota; Viridiplantae; Streptophyta; Marchantiopsida; Marchantiales; Marchantiaceae
Source: the annotation of a GenBank genome assembly